This is a messenger RNA of Gryllus bimaculatus (two-spotted cricket), 1905 nucleotides long. NCBI's taxonomy places the organism in Eukaryota, Metazoa, Arthropoda, Insecta, Orthoptera, Gryllidae. The record is from the annotation of a GenBank genome assembly.
ACACGAGUAAAAACCCUCACUGAUAGACUCUGGAUUGCGCUAGUUGGACUGAAUGCUGAUGACAUAUUCAAUGAUUAUAUCUCUUGGACAUAUUUACAAUCUACAUUUUACCUCUAUUGGCAUGACUGAUUUUACAUUUGAACCAACCAUACCAAUUGGUAACUAAUCGUGUCAACUUCGAACUCAUUCCAAGACCAGUGCUUACCAGAUACCACAGACGUAUCUGUAUCUGACGUGCAGCUUAUCAGUUAUUGUGAUCCGACUUAUAUUAGCAACAUUAACUGAUGGAUUGAAUGCUGAUGAGGCAGACAAUGUGAAGUGGAAAGUGUAUAAUCUCUAAACGCAGUAAAGCAGAGAAUGAAAUCAACUUCUCAAAACAGAGGGAAGCAAAAUGAUGGAUCACGAGGAAGAAUUUCUUAAUGUGUUUUUUAAUCAUGUAUCUCAACUGAACUUUGAUAAAGCAAAAGAAAUAGUGGAACGUGAAAGGGAAUCUCUGCGUUUGGCCCAAGGUGAUCCAUGGGCUAUGCUGUUAGCACAUUUGCCCCAAAUUGCUGUUGCUGAAAAAUCUUAUGUUGAUCUUGGAUUCUUGGUCACAAAGAACAAAGGAUUCUUAAGAAAAGAUAAUUCCCUUAGGUCUAUGUAUGAUAUUUUACGAGGAGACUUUCGACGGUUGGAAGAUGUUACAAGACAAAGUACUGGUGAUCGUACCAUAAUGACGGUUGCUAGUCAGUUAUGUCAGUUUUUAACUGCUCGAAUUGAACUUAUUGAUUUUUAUGAAAAAAUGCAUUUGAUGGGGACAGGGAAACAAAUGAAAUAUGAAGAGUUACUUGUGCAAAUUGAAGAUAUAGUGGAUAAACAUGCAUUAUCAUUUCCACAUAUGGUUUUAACAUCAAUCAAAGCUGCGCUAAGCUUAGAAUGUGAAAUUCUUGCUCAUCUUUUGCGAGCACAGUUAGAGAUGCAGUUGUGGCGGUUUUUGCAAUCAUUAAUGCAGCUUCAUGGAGCUCAUACAAGAAUAACUGCUUGGGAAAGAACUCUUCAUAGCAAGGAUUCCUGGAAAUUAGCUCCAUUUUUAAAAUCUAGUCAGUUACCUGCUUUAUUUCAAUGGCUUUUAAAAUUAAAAGCAGCAUUUGUUUCAAAAUUCUCUUUAUACUUUUUUACAACUUUGGCUCAACAAACACCUUUACAAGAAAUGAAAAACCUCUACAGCAGACAGUCAUCAGAUUAUUACCACAAAAUACAAAGCUUUCAGCGACGUUAUGAUGCAACUGCUGUUAUGCUGGUUUUUGAUGCUCAUCAGUUAGAAGACUUUGCUGGGCCUGGUUACCACCACCCUCAAAAGCCAGUUGAGCCUCUUCAAGAUCUAGAUUGUUAUUCCAUUAUGUUUAGUUAUCCUGUAAAAGCACAAAGCCAUAUGCCAAACAUUGUCAAAGUCAUUACAGAAAGAGCAUCAGAACUGGCAGCUGUUGAUAGAGUUGUCUUCUAUUUCAGUCCUCGAGAUCAAAAUACAUAUGUAAUGUCAAGUAUAGAUCCCAGAGUUACACUUGUAGUGGUGUUUGAUUCAAAGAAAGCUGAAAAAGAGAGUUAUAUUACUAAUUUUGUUCUCGAUCUCAGCUUGCAACUUCGCUGUAAUAAGGUUUUUGCAAAUCUUAAACUCAAUACUAAGUGAGAAAUGAAUCAAGUGGACAAUUUAUUGUACUUAUUCUAUAACUGAACAAGGCACAAAAAUAUAUUUGCACAAUGUAUGUGGAAGGAAGAUCUAUUAAAUGAAUUAUAUUUUUAAAUUAUACAUUUAUUGUUUAUUGCCUAAUCCAUUUAAAUAUAUGCUUUUAUAAAGAAUACUCCCUGUUUGUUUGUUGUUUUUUUUUUUUUGCUCUAAGAUAGAGUUACAGAGGCAAUAGAUUAGAG